UCCCUUCUUUUCCUUCUGUCGGGAGGGAUGUGCUCUGAGGCAGAGCACAGGCUGUUCUCGGUCAUCUUUUCCAAGUACAACCAGUACAUCCGACCGGUGGAGAACGUCUCCGACCCGGUCAUCGUGCAGUUCGAGGUGUCCAUGUCCCAGCUGGUGAAGGUGGAUGAAGUUAAUCAGAUCAUGGAGACCAACCUGUGGCUGAGACACAUCUGGAAUGAUUACAAACUGAAAUGGGAUCCCAAGGAGUAUGGAGGGGUGGAGUUUAUCCGAGUGCCAUCCAAUCGCAUCUGGAAGCCUGACAUUGUUCUCUACAAUAAUGCUGUGGGGGACUUCCAGGUGGAUGAUAAGACCAAAGCCCUGCUGCGCUACAACGGUGACGUCACCUGGAUCCCGCCAGCCAUCUUCAAGAGCUCCUGCAAGAUCGACGUCACCUACUUCCCCUUCGACUACCAGAACUGCACCAUGAAGUUCGGCUCCUGGACCUAUGACAAGGCCAAGAUUGACCUGGUCCUGAUCGGCUCCACCAUCAACCUGAAGGACUUCUGGGAGAGCGGGGAGUGGAUGAUCAUCGACGCACCAGGCUACAAGCACGACAUCAAGUACAACUGCUGCGAGGAGAUCUACCCGGACAUCACCUACUCACUCUACAUCCGCCGCCUCCCGCUCUUCUACACCAUCAACAUGAUCAUCCCCUGCCUGCUCAUCUCCUUCCUGACCGUGCUGGUCUUCUACCUGCCCUCGGACUGUGGAGAGAAGGUCACCCUGUGCAUCUCGGUGUUGCUCUCCCUGACCGUGUUCCUGCUGGUCAUCACCGAGACCAUCCCGUCCACCUCGCUGGUCAUCCCGCUGAUCGGCGAGUACCUGCUCUUCACCAUGAUCUUCGUCACGCUCUCCAUCGUCAUCACCGUCUUCGUGCUCAACGUCCACUACCGUACGCCCAAGACGCACACCAUGCCGCGCUGGGUGCGCAGCGUCUUCCUGGGGCUCCUGCCCCGGGUGAUGUUCAUGACGCGGCCCGAGAGGGACCCCGAGAGGCUGGCGGCCUCGGCCCACGGGGGCCUGCCGGCACCGCCGUGCGCCGUGCACGCCGCCAGCGUCCUGCCGGCCCACAAGCAGCAGGCGCUGAACUCGGCAGCACUCCACCCGCGCCAGAGGCUGCUCAUCAGCACCGAGCUCUCCAACCUCAACAACCUGAACAGCGACGCGGGCAUGGCCGGCUCCGGCUUCCUCUGCCGAGAGGGCCGCUGCAACUGCUGCUGGCGCCAGAGGUCCGGCAAGCUGCCGGCGGAGGGGGGCGGACUCGGGGGCGGGAUUGGGACCAUCAGCGGGGGAGGCGGGGUUGGCGGUGGAGGCGGAGUCGCAGCGGGGGACGGCAGCCCCUGCUCCAGCUCGGAGUCCCUGGACGGUGGGCUGUUGUCCCUGACCACCCUGUCUCCUGAGGUGAGGGAGGCCAUCGAAAGUGUGAAGUACAUCGCGGAGAACAUGAGGCUACAGAACGAGGCCAAGGAGGUGCAAGAUGACUGGAAGUACGUUGCCAUGGUGAUCGACAGAAUCUUCCUGUGGGUCUUCAUUCUGGUGUGCAUUCUGGGAACAGCAGGCCUCUUCCUCCAGCCUCUCCUGCUGGGAGAGGACAUAUAA
Messenger RNA from Megalops cyprinoides (Indo-Pacific tarpon), 1638 nucleotides. It is a transcript of the gene chrna3, whose product is annotated as cholinergic receptor, nicotinic, alpha 3. Bases 28 to 1638 code for a protein of 536 amino acids. Gene Ontology annotation, molecular function: acetylcholine-gated monoatomic cation-selective channel activity; transmembrane signaling receptor activity. Gene Ontology annotation, cellular component: postsynaptic membrane; neuron projection; synapse. Gene Ontology annotation, biological process: signal transduction; regulation of membrane potential; nervous system process. Lineage: Eukaryota; Metazoa; Chordata; Actinopteri; Elopiformes; Megalopidae. The transcript has 6 exons. The record is from RefSeq and is a predicted model, not a curated record.